Molecule: messenger RNA, 933 nt
Organism: Funneliformis caledonium
Lineage: Eukaryota; Fungi; Glomeromycota; Glomeromycetes; Glomerales; Glomeraceae
Source: the annotation of a GenBank genome assembly
AUGAGUUUUAUAAGAAAUGUUGCGAAAAAGUGGAAAAGAAUUUCCGAAUCAAAAUCAACGGUUUCUUUCGUGCUUGUCUCCAUAAUUCAAGCUCUAGUUUUAAUUUACCUUCAGUUUCGUAUAUUUGAACGAAAUUCUGAAAGUAUUAAUAUCAUAAUGGAAUUAAAUAAAACGAACCAAUUAACUGAAUCUUGUUAUAAUGGUCCACUCCUUUCAUUUUUUACGAUAAUUCUGGAAAAUAUCUUCCAUCAGGAUACGAUGCAAAUUAUGACCAUCACAUCGAUGAAUUUUGUAUUCGUUUUAAUUGGAAUUAUGCAAGCGAUUGAAGUUAAAAAUGUAGAUAGCAAACUUGGAGAACUCUGUCCCGAACUUCAAUUUGAUCCGAAAAUUAUGACAUAUGAAAUAUCAUUCAUUGUAGUUGUGUCAUUAUUAGGAAUUCUCAUGGGAUAUUUAUCAUUUAAUUUAUAUCGUCGAUUCGGUUGGAAAAUUUAUAAAAAGUAUGGAUUUGACAGAUCAAUGCAAAGAUUAGUUUUACCAACGUUUUAUAUAAUGUAUAAAUCUAAAAACUUGGGUCAAAAAUUCCUGAUAUUCGCUAGUUCUGCUAUUUUGAUCUUGGUAUUUUUCUUUGAAGCAUUAGCAUAUAGAUCGAUCAAAAAGGAAUGGAAAGCCGGGAUGACUUCGUUUAUAAUUUUUUGGAUAUUUGCCAUGUUAAAUUUCGCUGGUUUGUAUUAUGGGGUAAUAAAUGCGUCAGUGACGACUUAUUGGUAUAUCGGAUUCGUUGUUGGAAUUAUUUGUUGUUCGUUUGCAUUGGGUACAUUCAUAUUUGCUGUAUAUGUUCGCAAAGGUUUUGGACGCGGGUUAAAAGAAUAUCUUGAUAAAGAAAGGAAUGAGAAAACACCGAAAGCUUCCGGUUCAAAAUAUCAAAACAUUUGA